This is a messenger RNA of Xenia sp. Carnegie-2017, 1776 nucleotides long. RefSeq lists its product as uncharacterized. The record is from RefSeq and is a predicted model, not a curated record. Lineage: Eukaryota; Metazoa; Cnidaria; Anthozoa; Malacalcyonacea; Xeniidae. Gene Ontology annotation, molecular function: transmembrane signaling receptor activity. The transcript has 5 exons. Bases 131 to 1597 code for a protein of 488 amino acids. Gene Ontology annotation, biological process: immune response; toll-like receptor signaling pathway. Gene Ontology annotation, cellular component: membrane.
UUUUUACAUGAAGUAACGCCAACGAUAAACUUUACUUUGACUCUAAACACAUAAAUUCAAAUCACAAGUGAACUAUUCAUUCUGCUGACUUGAAAUGUUAUUAUUCUAAACCUUAACUGUUGACUUACAGAUGCGAAGUGGUAUGAUCAAUUGCCUUUUACAAAUUCUGUUUUUAUAUGCAUAUUUUUGCCAAUACAUCAAGUUGAUAGAAGCGAAGUUUAUAACCCCUGGAAACAACACAGUGUCAUCCAUUCUUGACAUCUUCACUACCUUCAAACAUCACCAUAAACUUCAAUUGAGUUGUCGUGUUUCAUGGAACUUAACGGUGAAUAUCAGUUGGUACAGGGGGAGAGAAUCCUUCAGUGUGAAGUCACAUCGUGUUGGUAAUGUUACAUGGGGGAAUAUCUCAGUGGAAAAUUAUCUUUAUGGCGAUGUUUACAUGUGUGUUGUUGAAACCACUGAAGGUUUUUUGAAUAAAUCUUAUGUACUUUCUUGCUUCGAUGAAUUGGAAUGUUUACAAUGGCAUAAUAUUGGACAGCAAUUGAUAACUGUUGAUAAUGGUGGAUCAUUCACCAUCAAAUGUGAACUCCACAGUGGUAGUACACUUCACAAUAAAGCAAUUCUUGAAAACUGUUAUGAAUAUGGUGUUGUACAUGGAAAUCAAACCAUUGUUGAAAUCCAAAGUCACCAAAGUUUUAAUCACAGGGCCGAUAGAGUCAUUUUUAAACACCCCGUUAUAAAUGCUGGUUUUAAAGAUGCAGGUCUCUACUCCUGUUUUUAUCGAAGGAAAAAUUUUUCUGCCAUUCAUAAAUGUGGACAUUCACCUCAGUUUAAUGUGACCCUGAAAAGUAGACUUGUAUCAGACGCGUCAAGACGUCUCGGGAUGGCUCUUGCCUUGGCUGUAGGAAGUGUUUUUGCUGGAGUGUCAGUCGUUGUUUUCGUCUUUUGUUUGCGCAAAAGGAAGUUGAAAAGGAGGUAUCUUAAUGAAAGCGAUGUUGAGCUGCGUUGGGAUGUGUUUGUGUCCUACAACAGCAAAGAUUUUGCAUGGGUCAAAGAACUAUGUAAACUUCUAGAAAAUGCCCCGUUUAACUUAACAGUUUGUUUGCAUCAACGAGAUUGGGAAGUCGGUCGAACAGUCGUUGACAACAUGGCGGAAAGCGUUUAUUUCAGCCGGAAAACUCUUCUUGUUGUAUCAAAGGACUACCUGCUGAGUCCUUUUUGCUUGCAAGAGUUAAACAUCGCUUUGGAAUUCGAAAAACGGAAGGCUUUGAAAGAUCGAAUCAUCUUAAUCAAAUUAGACAAUGCUUCCUUGAAAAGAUUGCCAAAAUCCUUGCAGAAGAAGUCAUAUUUGGAUUUCUCUGACGAACAGCAGAGGAAGUAUUUUAAAGAAAAAUUACUACAAGCGUUGCGCGUGCAAGACCGAGCGAAGGAAGAUGUAAAUGCGGCUUGUGAUUUUUUUGACGAGACUCAGACAGAAGAGUCUAUUGCUCAUUCUCUUAUUGUGACCGGCGCAGAGUCUUUGGAGACGGGAGAUGAGUUAAUGGAAGAGUUGUCAUUAAAUGUUUUUCCGAGCGAUAAACAGGCUUUGACAGUUUAGAUGUGAGAACUGGAAUAACGAAUAGAAUUUUAUGGUCCUCGCAAAACAGAGUCUAUAUAUUCCUAUUUUAGAAAAAAUAUAAGAAAAACUUAAUCAUAAGAUAAAUUAAAGAAAAUAUCAUAAAAUCCAUUCACUUGGAAUGAUGGUUUAGAGCUUUUAGUAAAAAUGUUAGUUACUCA